AUGUCUAGUUGUAAGCAUAUUGAUCUGGUGUUGGCGGAUGAUCUGGAGAGGGAUCGGUUUCUAGGCGAGUACGCUGCGGUCAAGCGGUUUGUGUUGCGGGCGAGUACCAGGGACAAGCUGCAAUGUGGGAUGACGUGCCACACGUGUAGGGAGGUGUGUCGCGGUGCGACUUUUAUCUGCCUCUCGGGGGGUUGCACGUACGUCGGGUGUUGGAACGGCGGCCACUUCCAAGAACAUACCCAGGGGGGCCACCGUCUUGGGGUCAACGCACAGAACGGACUCGUGUUCUGUUUCGAGUGUGUUGACUACGUUGCCGGUUGCGAGACGCUCGAUAUAGCCGGGGUGCCCUGGGACAGUGCGAUGUCGAAACAAGUCUCGCUGCCAACGAGUCUCCGGAGGGAUGGGCUGUACGGGCUGCUCAACCUCGGGUCUACGUGCUUUAUGAGCAGUAUCCUACAAUCACUGAUCCACAACACGUACAUCCAGUAUUGGUUUCUGAAUAGCGGGCACGCGCGGCGCUGCGCACUGCGCGACCCGAGCAGUUGCAUCUCGUGUGCAUUGGAUAGAAUUAUCAGCGAGUGUUAUGGGUCGCUCAGCGAACGUAACGACCACGCAGGGUUCCUCUCACUGCUCACUUGCUCGUGGAAGAUCAACCAGAACUUCGCUGGAUACUCGCAGCAGGACGCUCACGAGUUCUUGCAGUUCCUGUUGAACCAGCUGCAUUGCGACUACAAACGUGAGCGGCAAGUGGACGAGGACAAAGAGGUGAGAUCUUCUUCCUCCCAGCUGUGCCACUGCAUUGUGCAUUCGUCGUUCCAGGGUACACUGCGAAGCUCGAUAGUAUGUCCCGAGUGCCAGGACGACUCGAAGACGAUGUUGGACCCGUUCCUGGACUUGUCGCUAGACAUCAAGGGACAGAGGACGCUGUACGACUGUCUGGACAGUUUCCACAGGCGCGAGCAACUCCACGACUUCGAUUAUCAUUGUCCGCGGUGCCAGACUUCACGGGACCCAAUCAAGCAACUGACGAUCGAGCGGCUCGCGCCGACACUCGUGCUACAAUUGAAACGGUUCGAGCACCUCACGAGCGGGCAGAAUGUCAAGCUGAACGACCCGGUCCAGUUCCCCCUGCAUCUUGACAUGAGCCGGUACUGCACUGGUGGUGAACCCACGACAAGCAUCGUGUACCGGCUCUCCGGGGUCGUGUCGCACAGCGGAACCGUCAACGAGGGCCACUACACCGCCGUGCUGCAGUUGAACUCCGGAGAGUGGUUCAAGUUCAACGACUCGAUGAUCUCGGUCGUGUCUGCAGAGGACGUGCUGCGGGAACAGGCGUACCUGCUGCUGUACACCGUGGAGCAAGUCGCCGCGACAGCGUAG
This is a messenger RNA of Huiozyma naganishii CBS 8797, 1380 nucleotides long. It is a transcript of the gene UBP8, whose product is annotated as ubiquitin-specific protease UBP8. Gene Ontology annotation, biological process: protein deubiquitination. Bases 1 to 1380 code for a protein of 459 amino acids. The transcript has a single exon. Gene Ontology annotation, molecular function: zinc ion binding; cysteine-type deubiquitinase activity. NCBI's taxonomy places the organism in Eukaryota, Fungi, Ascomycota, Saccharomycetes, Saccharomycetales, Saccharomycetaceae. The record is from RefSeq and is a predicted model, not a curated record.